AUGAAGAAGAAUAUGGUGGCUAUUCCAAUAACGGCGGAUGAAGAAGAGGAAGAGGAGGACGAAGCAGUCUCCGAAGCGACCACGGAAGACUCUGAAUUUGAUUCAUCCGGAGGAGUAAGCAUUGAGGACUGGGAAAGCAGGACAUUCUCCGGAACGACCACGCAGGAGUCCCAAAGGGACUCACCUGGAGACUCGGACACCGAGGAUUCAGGUAACGGACACUCAGAUCUAGAACGGAGCCCAGACUCAGAGGUUCUCAGUGAGCAACAGCAUUCCGCUAUACAUCACAAGCAGAAAUACGACGAGAUCCGAUACCUAAGAACUCAUGGCGAUCCUGCGGCUGCGCUGAUACUAGCUACUCAGCUACUCAAGGAACCCAACCUGAGUCACUAUCGUCGAGCCCUUACCCACCUCCUCCUCAGCAAACUCCCACCUUUCAUCACCGAUGGCACAUACCACCUAUUACGGUGUCACCUGGCUUUACUUGCGUGGCGGGAUGAAGGGAUCCCGGAAGAAGCGAGACCGACUGUUGAAUAUCUUGCAAUACAGGCCACGGCACGGAUUUAUAAGUUAGCGAGAGAGGUGAGGAGAUCUGCAUUCAACCGUGGCGUAUACCAGGAGUACGAAGAGCCUGGUACUGGACCAUCAGGCCUGCCAUUGGACGUUGAUCACCAAUCCAUCGUUAUGGAGAGAGAGCUUCUUACUCUCAAUGCUCGAGCCUCCGACCACCCAGACUUGCAGCGGUGUAAUACGAGUAUUAAAAUGUUAUUGGAAUGGAUCAGUGAGAGCAGUAAUCCUUCGUGGUUAGUCGGCAGCGAAGCCUUCUUGCUUUAA
Molecule: messenger RNA, 834 nt
Organism: Amorphotheca resinae ATCC 22711
Lineage: Eukaryota; Fungi; Ascomycota; Leotiomycetes; Helotiales; Amorphothecaceae
Exons: 2
Coding region: 1-834 (277 amino acids)
Source: RefSeq, a predicted model, not a curated record